CCCUGCCCCACAUGGACGACGCCAGCUGCCCCCCAACCCAGACCUGGACGGAGGGGCAGGAGGCGACGCUGCAGUGCCGAGCACGGGGCAACCCCGUUCCAGUGGUGACGUGUCACAAGGACGGGACCGUCGUCCCCGUGGGACGGUCGCACGUUGUCACCCGGAACUACACCGGGACCUACUGGUGCAACGCCACCAACGCGUUGGGGACAAGCAGACGGAACGUCACCGUGACGGUGGAGUAUCGGGACAUCAAUGUGGGACUUGUGGUGGCCCUGGUGACGUUGGCAGCGGUGGCUGCUGUCACCGGGGUCGUCGUGUACCGCGUGUACUACCACAAGAAGAAGAUCCGGCACUACAAACUGCAGGAGAAGCAGCAGCGACUGUUGGCCAUGGGGCAGCUCACGGACGGGGCUACGGUCGCCCAAAACGGUUCGGCGCCGGCGGCGCAACCGUAGCCCCCCGGCGGGGCCGCGAGCACCCGUGGGUGCGGGGUGGGACCGUCCCACGGGACCCUCGGAGGGGGCGAGCGGACGGACGGCGGUGUGACGUGGCCAGCGGUCCCCGAUGGGGGACGAUCUGG
This is a messenger RNA of Numida meleagris (helmeted guineafowl), 583 nucleotides long. Its product is annotated as intercellular adhesion molecule 1-like. Gene Ontology annotation, molecular function: integrin binding. Gene Ontology annotation, biological process: cell adhesion. NCBI's taxonomy places the organism in Eukaryota, Metazoa, Chordata, Aves, Galliformes, Numididae. The record is from RefSeq and is a predicted model, not a curated record.